CGUUUUUUCGAUAGAAUAUUCGAACAUAGCAUAAACAAAUCCUUAGUGUUCUUGUAAUGAAAAUUGUUGAAAUGUAUUUGAUAUUUUUCAGUCAAAUUUCACUUGAAUCAUUUUGCUGCCCGAUGUUCUAUAAAUGAUUACAAUUUCCAUUUCGUUGAACUAGGUUCUGAGAGAAGUGGCGUUAUGAUUAUUGUUAGAUUUGUAUGCUAUUGAUAAACCGGCGAUUUAAUUUCUACUUGUAAUGGACGAUGUAGAGGCCCCAGUUUUUUAUUACGAUGAAAGUGAUUUUGUGGGACACGAAUAUCUACAGGACGCAGACUAUGAAUACGAAUACGAGGAUAUGGAAAGAGAAACCGUCUACGAAUUGUAUCAAUACUGCCUUGGACCCACCGUUUAUGAUACAGCCUCAUAUAUACUACCGUUAUUUAUUUCUACUGUUAUAUUUAGAUUAUGUGCUGGUUCUCAACGCAUAUCGCAUAGAACUUUCCAUAUAUUAUCAAUGUUGAUUGGUUUAUACAAUAUCCAUCACUAUGUAUCCGAAUGCUUAUACAUAUUACUAGUAUUUUGUACAUUUUCAUACAUCACUUUACACCUACCUACACGAUACUAUAAGUGUAUAAGAAUAUUUUUGCCAUCUCUCUUUAUUAUUGCAUAUUGUGAAUUUUCCAUGCCACCGAUAGUUUGGCAUAAAAUACGCAGUGUGGUGUUGACAAUGGCAAUGAAAACAAUUAGCAUAGCUAUAGAUAAAAUUGAUUCAAAUGAUUUACCCGAUAUCUUUACUUAUAUGGGAUACACUUUUUGCGGAGUUACAUGUCUUUUUGGUCCAUGGAUAUCGUUUAAGGAUUAUAUUUCCAUACGUUACUUACAUAAUCAGGAUAAAUGGUGGAUACUGUAUACCAUUCAAUAUGCAUUUUUAUCCUUUCUAUUUUUAACUAUGUCAAAUUGUUGGACUCAAUGGAUAGCAAUGGAUAAUUCCUGGAAAUGGUUACUAGCUUAUAGAGAUGCAUUAUCUUUUCGAACAUCUCAUUAUUUCAUUUCAUAUAUUGCAUCCACUGUAUUACUACUAGGGGGAUUUCCACUUGCGCUAACCGUUAUAGUAAAACCAUUAAAAGUAGAAUUUCCACGGUCGCUUGUACAAGUUGUUAUUUGUUGGAAUUUACCGAUGCAUUUCUGGUUAAAAACGUAUAUAUUCCGUCCUAGUAUUAAUUAUGUAGGAAAAUUUGGAGCUGUGACAAUUACGUAUUUGACAAGUGCUCUUCUACAUGGAUUAAACUUCCAAUUGGCAGCAGUCUUACUUAGUCUUGGAUUUUAUACAUACGUAGAAUUCCAGCUCAGAUCUAUACUCGCAAAUACUUUUGACGCGUGUAUCGCGUCCAAACAGUGUACUAAGAAUAAAUGUACGCAUACAUACAAAACUCACACUUCAUGGUGGGUGUUUUUAACAAAUAUUAUGUUUUCUGGAUUAUCAGUUUUCCAUUUAGCUUAUUUAGGUCUUAUGUUUGAUACAUCUGAAUUACAAGAAACAGGGUAUAGUUAUGUUCAUACUAUUGAAAAGUGGUCCCAACUUGGCUUUGCUAGUCACUGGGUAAUGUUUGUUACAUAUUGUAUAUAUUAUUUAAUUAGAUAAUACAAGGUAUAUAUAUAAAAUGUUCAUUAAUUUUCAAAAAUAUACUCAUGACGUUCGAUAUCGAAUCAAGAAAUGAUCGAAACAUACAAAUUUAACACAUUAUUUAAAUCAAUUUUAAUAUAAAUUUUUAGCUUUAUAAUUUUACACAAAUGGUUUAUAUUUUUUACUAUGUUUUGUACUAUUUACUAUGAAAAUAAAGUGAAAGGAAGAAA
Hylaeus volcanicus is the source of this 1839-nucleotide messenger RNA. RefSeq names its product protein-serine O-palmitoleoyltransferase porcupine (gene por). The transcript is spliced from 6 exons. Lineage: Eukaryota; Metazoa; Arthropoda; Insecta; Hymenoptera; Colletidae. Gene Ontology annotation, molecular function: Wnt-protein binding; palmitoleoyltransferase activity. Gene Ontology annotation, cellular component: membrane; endoplasmic reticulum. Gene Ontology annotation, biological process: lipid modification; protein palmitoylation; canonical Wnt signaling pathway. The record is from RefSeq and is a predicted model, not a curated record. Bases 242 to 1627 code for a protein of 461 amino acids.